Molecule: messenger RNA, 924 nt
Organism: Chlorella variabilis
Lineage: Eukaryota; Viridiplantae; Chlorophyta; Trebouxiophyceae; Chlorellales; Chlorellaceae
Exons: 6
Molecular function (GO): ABC-type transporter activity; ATP hydrolysis activity; ATP binding
Source: RefSeq, a predicted model, not a curated record
CUGCGCAUCGAGUUCAGCGAGCUGGGCCUGCAGCUGCGGUCUUGCGGCAGGAAGACGGUGCUGCAGGGCGUGACGGGCGUGCUGCCUGCUGGCUGCGUGACCGCCAUCAUGGGCCCCUCUGGUGCGGGGAAGACCAGCUUGCUCAACGUGCUGGCCGGCAAGGCACACGCGUACGGAGUGCAGGCUGGGUCCAUCGCCAUCAAUGGCCGGCCCGACAGGCUGGAGCGCUACAAGCCCGUCAUGGGCUUUGUGCCGCAGGAUGACAUCAUGCACGCCAGCCUCACCGUGCAUGAGAACCUGCUGUUCUCGGCGCGCUACCGCCUGCCCGCACGCUGCAGCCGCGAGCAGCACACGCUCUCGGUGGAGCGCGCCAUCGCGGUGCUGCAGCUGGAGGACGUGCGGGACUGCCGGGUCGGCAACGAGGAGAAGCGGGGCAUCUCGGGAGGGCAGCGCAAGCGUGUGAAUGUUGGGCUGGAGCUGGUGGCGGACCCCUUGCUGAUGUUUUUGGAUGAGCCCACGAGCGGGCUGGAUUCGAGUGCCUCCAGCGCCCUGGUUGCAGCGCUGCAGGCAGUGAGCCGGUCGGGCGUGACUGUUGCCGCCGUGGUUCACCAGCCCUCAUGGCAGAUCUGCCAGAAAAUUGGCCACCUGCUGCUGCUGGGGAAGGGGGGGCGCACAGUGUACUGCGGCCCGAUGGCUGGCGCGCAGCCCUACUUUAAGGGGCUGGGCUUCCGGCUCCCGGAUUACCAGAAUCCAGCUGAUGCCUUCAUCGACAUCGUGAGCGGCGAGCUCGAGCGGCCUGGCCAGGUGGGCGCCGGGUGGUCAACCCCAUGCAGAUUCUGUGCGGCCCAGCUCUCAUGCUGCCACGCCGUGUGCGCGCUGCCCGCUGCAGGCCACCGCCUUGGAGUUGUUCGAUGCUUGGGAUGA